Molecule: messenger RNA, 1746 nt
Organism: Protopterus annectens (West African lungfish)
Lineage: Eukaryota; Metazoa; Chordata; Ceratodontiformes; Protopteridae
Gene: STMND1
Product: stathmin domain containing 1
Exons: 5
Coding region: 35-904 (289 amino acids)
Biological process (GO): neuron projection development; regulation of microtubule polymerization or depolymerization; microtubule depolymerization
Cellular component (GO): neuron projection; cytoplasm
Molecular function (GO): tubulin binding
Source: RefSeq, a predicted model, not a curated record
CUUGCCUCAUAUAAUUCAAGCUCAUUUUGCUGCAAUGGGCUGUGGAAAUUCCAAAGCUGUGGCUGUUCAACCUUUAAGUGACUCUAAAAAGAAAGGAUGGGCAGAGAAAUCAAAGGAUAAGACCAUCAAGGAUGACGGCACCAUAACUCCUCGUGAUGGAUCUGCUGUGUCAAAGACUACAAUGGACAGUGGGCUAGGCCAAGAAGAUACACCUACAAUAAAUCCUGUGCCAGCAGGGCAACCACGGACUCCCAGGGGCAGCAUGCCACCGAACAUGUUAGGUGGAGUGAUUCAACAAAAUAAUAGUGGAGUAAUGAGGACAAAUGAUGCAUUGAUGAUCCGGCAGCAGUCCUCUGACAUCCUUGAUGAGCUAAGGCAGCAGGGAAUCAUCCAGACUGAGCCAAAGUUCGUGAGAAGUGGGGAAGCAUUUGAUGUUAUGGUGGCCUCUGCUGACAGACCACUGGGGAAACCACCUGCAAGGCUGGCAAAACUGAAACCAAAAGAGGAACAAUCUAAUAUCACACUGCAAGAUAUUGAAAAUAAAAUAAAAGCAGCAGAGGAAAGAAGAAAGGUAAAAGAGGAAGAAUUAAAGCAAAGAUUACGAACUGCAAGUGAAAGGCCAGCGACAGGGAUGUCUCAUUACCGAUUCAAAACUGAAGACGAAAGAUACUCUCCAGAUGGAAACAAAAUUGAAACUGCCAACUCCAGUCAAAAUAAAACAUACCCAGAAAGCCAAAAACAGAUAGACAAGGAAAGAGCAACAGUGACAUUUGCAGAACCUCAGAAAGAAAGCAAACAACAUUUGGAAGAUGAAGGCGGGAUGGGUUAUGAAGAUGAAUUAGAAUCAGAUUCUACCUUCAACAAGACAGUUUAUAAAACAUCAGAUGAAACAGAUGACUUCUGAGAGUACAGCUUGGAUUCAUAAAAAACACACAUUUAUGCACCUUCAUUUAGUAAACAAUGUUGAAGUACAGUAUUCUCAUCCUCAUAUCAAAAUUUACUCAGGUGGCCAGUGAGCUAUUUUUGCCAAAGCUUUCAUUCAUGAUACAAUAAGUGUUUAAUAUUGUACUAUAUGGCACUUGGUAUCACCAGAUUUUAAUGCCAGAUACCUGAAAGGCUUACACUGAUAGUUGUAGAUCUGUUAUUGGUUAUUAGUUGUAUUUCCAGCAAAAUAAUUAUUUCUGCAAUAGAUCUACACCCCUUUCUGUACACUAUAGUUUUAUAAACCAUUAGUGUAUUCAGCCUCACUUAUAAUAUAUCUGUUCAACAAUAUAGCAAACAAUCAUGCGAUGUAAAUGUAUUAAGACAUGACAUCAGUUAAAAAUAUCACAUCAAAGUAUGUUUUUCAUAUUGAAUGAAGUUAUAACGGUGAUACUUGUGUUCUAUGUCAACUAGAGUAAUAAAUGUACUUACUUUUGAAUCUGGGUUAUUUAAAUAAAGUAUGUAUAACUGGAACAUGACUUUUGAUAGCCCGUAAAUCACAGUCCCCCCUGAUCUGUGGAUAUAGACCUGUCCUAUCAUUAAAUGAUGCAUUGUUCAGUUUCUUCUGAGUCAUAUCAUAUACAAAAUGAAUAGCAUGUUUCUAUAGUCAUUUGUACUUAUCUUGACUAUAAAGAACCAGUUCAGACAUUUACCUUCUCAUUGACUACUAAAUUAGGAAGACAUAGAUAUAGCAAAUGGUAAUUCUUACCAGAUGUGGAAACUUGGAAAUAAUAACAGCCCAAUAAAAUCAUGCAGUCCACCUAG